GGCCAGUUCCUGGUUUCAGAGGUAGGAAGAGCCUGGCCAGAGGUGGCAGUGACACCUGCACCUGGUGCCCAGGCCAGAACUCCUUGUGCUCUGACCUCAGGGAGGCCUGGGGAAAGGAGCAGCACCUUUGCGUGGAACCACAGCGGCAGUGUCCUCUCAGACCAGGGCUGCCAUGAAACUGAACAGGAAGUCAGUGCUCAGUUUCUUCCGAGGAUACAGGGCACAGGCUCCCGACCAGGAGGGCAUCUUGCUGAAGAAGGGGACCCGGAACACCAGCUACCAGCGCCGCUGGUUCAUCCUCCGGGGGAACCUUCUCUUCUAUCUGGAGCACCAAGCAGACCACACCCCUUUGGGCCUCAUCCUGUUGGAGAACUGCCAGGUGGAGCAGCGCCUUGGGGCCACGGAACCCUACGCCUUUACCAUCCUGACGCCCAGAGCAGAUGGCACAGAAGGUGGCCGGUCUUAUAAGCUGGCAGCAGAAAACCAGGAGGAGCUGGGAGCCUGGCUGGGGGCACUGGCCGGGGCAAGCUGGAGGCAGCUCGCUGCGCUGCUGUCCCCACUGGAAGCCCAGUACCGGGAGCUAUGCCAGGCAGCCGGGCAAGAGCCCAGCUCGCCUCCUGAAGACUUCCUAGCCACCUUCACUACCCCCUCCAGUUUCCAGGAACUGCACGAGCGCUAUGGGAAGGAGAUCCAGGCGCUGCAGGGGGUGCAGAGGGGACCCCAGGAGGCCAGUGACAGUGAGAGCAGCAGAUCCCAGGCAGAAGGGGAGCAGGGACUCAACCACUCUGUGCUGCUGAGUGACUUGAGAUGAACCCGACCAAAAAGGACCUACUAGCCUAAUGUUUCACUGGGGCGGGGAUCCUGGCUCCCUCCCUCACCCCUCAGCCUGACUGUAACUCCCCUCCAUCAAAUAACAGGCAGGAGACAG
Messenger RNA from Erinaceus europaeus (western European hedgehog), 928 nucleotides. RefSeq names its product sesquipedalian-1-like. NCBI's taxonomy places the organism in Eukaryota, Metazoa, Chordata, Mammalia, Eulipotyphla, Erinaceidae. The transcript is spliced from 2 exons. The record is from RefSeq and is a predicted model, not a curated record. Gene Ontology annotation, cellular component: early endosome; recycling endosome; trans-Golgi network. Bases 173 to 811 code for a protein of 212 amino acids. Gene Ontology annotation, biological process: retrograde transport, endosome to Golgi; endosome organization; receptor recycling.